Molecule: messenger RNA, 1016 nt
Organism: Telopea speciosissima
Lineage: Eukaryota; Viridiplantae; Streptophyta; Magnoliopsida; Proteales; Proteaceae
Product: G patch domain-containing protein 8
Exons: 8
Coding region: 83-985 (300 amino acids)
Molecular function (GO): nucleic acid binding
Source: RefSeq, a predicted model, not a curated record
UCUUUCGCGCAAAGAUUGGCGUUCUGAAAUCCUCGCUUGCAGGUUUUUGCGUUUGAACUUUGAUAUUAGUAUUGGGGUUUAAAUGGAAACAAGAUGGCAUGAUAGCAAACCGGAAGCAAGCAAUGACGAUAAACAGCAAAGAGAGGAGGUUUAUGAGACUUCCCUCAUUGAAGAUAUGGGAGAGGAUUUUCGUCUGCCAAUUAAUCACAAGCCAACUGAAAAUCCUGAUCUAGACAAUGUGGAGCAGGCGUCAUUGGAGACGCAGCUAACAUCAUCUAACAUAGGGUUUAGGCUUCUCCAGAAGAUGGGCUGGAAAGGGAAGGGCCUUGGAAAAGAUGAACAAGGAAUAGUUGAACCAAUAAAAGCUGGCAUAAGAGAUCCCAAAUUAGGAAUUGGGAAACAAGAGCAAGAUGAUUUUUUCACUGAUGAAGAGAAUGUUCAACGGAAAAAGCUUGAUAUUGAGCUAGAGGAGACUGAGGAGAAUGCAAAAAAGCGAGAGGUGAUAGCAGAACGUGAGCAGAAAAUUCAAACCGAGGUGAAAGAAAUACGGAAAGUGUUCUAUUGUGAUCUUUGCAACAAACAGUACAAAUUGGCCAUGGAAUUUGAAGUUCACCUUAGUUCAUAUGACCACAAUCACCGUAAGCGAUUCAAAGAAAUGAAAGAAUUGCAUGGUAGCAGCAACCGUGACGACAGGCAAAAGCGAGAACAACUACGUCAGGAAAAGGAGAUGGCCAAGUUCACUCAGAUUGCAAAUGCCAAUAAGCAACUGCAGCAACUACAACAAGACCAAUCCGGGGCAACUCCGAUUACCAGAGCAAUGGGAAGUGCUACUGCACUUGAAGAUCUGGACCAGCGGAAGACAUUGAAAUUUGGGUUUUCUUCUAGAGGUGCUUCAUCCAAGAACUCAUUUAGCACUGCUUUAAAGAAGUCGAAAGUACCAGUAAAGGUAUCAUCUGUUUUUGGGAAUGAUAGCGAUGAAGAAUAGCAUGCUUGGAUCAGUGGUGACUGCUUGUACC